Molecule: messenger RNA, 1194 nt
Organism: Echinostoma caproni
Lineage: Eukaryota; Metazoa; Platyhelminthes; Trematoda; Plagiorchiida; Echinostomatidae
Source: the annotation of a GenBank genome assembly
AUGGAACCCGGUAUCUCUUCUCAGUUGGACGAGUGCUGUGAGCUAGCCGAAACUCAUCACGCAGACGCGGACCCGACUUCUCACUCUGUUUCAAUCGCUCCCAACGCCAUUUCUGUCGAUGCUGGUGGUGCUGGUGGUGACGCUGGUUGUUCAUUCCCUCUGACUCGAGCAGCGACUACGACCAAUACUAUUCUGAACUCACCAUCGCAUGCUCUACUUGGAGCGGAGGAAGGAGACGAAUGGAUUCCACUCGUGUUACCACCGCAUCGUUAUCAUCCGAGCGCACCUAGUUUUGGCAUGCAAACAUCACUAACGACGAUGACCAGGACAACAUCGUCAACAAUCGCAUCGUCAUCCUCAUCUUCCUCCAUAGCGCUGUCUUCACCGCGACAACAACAGCUUCUUGGUAUGCCCUGCUGCGUUCAGUCGCCGGUCGAUUCCAUCGCCUCGGAUGGCAUAUCCGAGGUCGAAUUAGGAACUUCGGCUUCGGGGCCUCCGACCAGUUCGACCAAUGUGCUUACCUAUGCAAUUCGAGGUAUUCUUCAAUGGGCUGAGGCGUUGGUUGCAAGUCGACAAACGGCCUCAGCUACGGAACCAAUUCAUCAAGUCGCUAUGUGCACCUUGAAUGAAGCUGUCGACCUGCUAGUGUCGCUCAAUUCCAGUCGGCGUCCUACGGACUCUCGCUCCCCGGUUGGCACUCCCACAACCAGUUCACUCGGUGAUACACCCGAAGCGGUCACUAUGGCAACCCAUUCCGUUGCGAUGGAUGCUUUGACCGCAGCCCUUGUCUCUCCGGUACCCGAGUUCGAGUCGUCUGCAUUAGCCUCAUCUCUGGCCCCGGAUGAAAUCCUCGACCCCGUGUCUCGACCAAUGCCUGUCCAAGUUCAUCCGUCUGAUGGGUUCCGACGGAUAUUUGGUCAUGGUGAACUGCCCCGCGCAACGGACGAGGCCGCUUGGUCAUCGCUACCGGCUCCGAUAUCACUUUCAGUGGCAGCAGCACAACAGCAUUUUUCAAGCACAACCUUUGAGACCUCAUCUCCCCCGUCAAGACCGCAAUCGUUAGCACCACCAGUUGAACGACGAAGUCUAGACACGUUCGAGUCGUUUUGUGUACCCGGUUUGGGAUCGACCGACCCACGUCCGGAUUGGCGCAGUCUACCGCGCUCCUCUGAUCAAUCGCGUCUUCACCAAUGA